Molecule: messenger RNA, 870 nt
Organism: Lathyrus oleraceus (garden pea)
Lineage: Eukaryota; Viridiplantae; Streptophyta; Magnoliopsida; Fabales; Fabaceae
Product: probable indole-3-pyruvate monooxygenase YUCCA10
Exons: 4
Coding region: 1-870 (289 amino acids)
Molecular function (GO): flavin adenine dinucleotide binding; NADP binding; N,N-dimethylaniline monooxygenase activity
Source: RefSeq, a predicted model, not a curated record
AUGGGAGAUUAUCGUGUUGUUGAGUCCGCCAAAUAUGAUGGAGUAAGGAACAAAUGGAUUAUUGAAGCCAAAAAUACCUUUAAAGGUACAUUGGAAGUUUAUGGGGCAAAGUUUCUUGUGAUUGCGUCGGGUGAAAAUAGUGAAGGUUUUAUUCCUAAUUUAUCCGGAUUAGAGAAAUUUGAAGGAGAGGUGGUACACUCCAAAUACUACAAAUCUGGUUCAAAAUAUAAAUCAAAAGAUGUUUUGGUCGUCGGUUGUGGUAACUCGGGAAUGGAGAUUGCAUAUGAUCUCCAUAAUUGUGGUGCUAACACAUCCAUUGUCAUUCGAAAUCCGAUACAUAUCUUCACUAGAGAUAUGAUUCGUACAGGGAUGUGUUUGGUGCAAUAUUUUCCUGUUUAUAUUGUGGAUAUAAUCAUUACGCUUCAAGCUAAGCUGAAAUAUGGUGAUUUAUCAACAUACGGGAUUUAUCGUCCUAAAGAUGGACCUUUAUAUCUAAAAAAUAUUACAGGAAAAUCGGCCGUUAUUGAUUUUGGAACCAUUGAAAAGAUUAAGGAAGGAGCUAUAAAGGUUGUUCCUUCGAAUAUAAAGAAAAUCGAGAAGAAGAAUGUUAUCUUCGAAAACAAUAUGGAGAAAGAGUUUGAUGUCAUCGUUUUUGCUACUGGCUACAAAAGCGUAGCUAAUGGAUGGCUAAAGGAUUACCACUACGCUCUUAAUGAGAACGGGUUUCCUAAAAAUUCUUUUCCAAAACAUUGGAAGGGAGAUCAUGGAUUAUACUGUGCAGGACUAGCAAGAAAAGGUUUGUUUGGAGUAAAAAUGGAUGCUGAGGCAAUUGCUAAAGACAUUGAGAAAACUCUUAAGUCAGAGAAUUAA